AUGGCCAGUUGGGCUAAUCGUCCGCCCAUCGAGAGCAACGGUGGCCCGUCAUCGUCGCGCAAAAAAUGGAAAAUUGAAGAUAAAAAGUCACUUCGCAAUUUAAAGUAUCACUUUGCCGAGGAUGGCUGCUCGGACGUGCAGUAUACGCUGGCCAAGCAGCUGCUGGAGGAGAACGCGGAAACGGAUCCGGCCCACAACCACGCGCAGGGCGUUCACUGGCUGCUGCGUGCCGCCCAGCAAGGUCACGAGGCGUCCAUCGGGCUGCUGCGUGAGUGUUACGAGAACGGACGGGGCAUCAACGAGACCAACGAGGAGGACGUCCGAAGCAUCCUGGAGAUGAGUCCCGGCGAACGGUCGGCACGGCGUGCGGCGCAGGAACUGUUCGCUAGUUUGUCGAACGGAGAAGAGUACGUGACGGCGGCCCAGCUCGUGAAGCGAAUGCGCGAGAUAUACAAGAUGGACCGACGGCGUAAACGCACACAACCGGACGGGGCCGAGUCGGACGGUAGUGUGGAGCAUAGCUCUGGUGGCACCCCGGAAAGGCAUGACCGCGGAUCUGCGCCCACCGCCAGUCUAAGCGGUAAUCGAAUACAUCGUAACCCGACGGUGAACCACAUCUCCGAGGCGCACCUCGUGGCGGCUGCGGUCAACUACGCGAACGGUCACCUUCCGGCCGUGAGUGACGCGCUGAUGCUGUCGGUCCCGAACCCGCAAAGCCUGGACCACGUGCCGUGUUUUCACCGACCGUUCUUUCACCCGGUGGUGUUCUUUCAGCUGCUUUACCACCGCUUUCUGACGCUGAUGGCCGCCUUUCCCGGAUCGGCCGGCACCUGGCUGCAGCUGUGCAUUCUGCUGCUCGUGUAUUGGUACUACGCGAGCGACGAUUUCCUGUCGCUUGUUCCGGUCGCUGGCUACUACCUCAGCCUGGCCGUGAUGGUACUGUCAAGCUUUCGGAUGCUGAAAUCCAAGCACGAGUUCAUCGACUUCCGCAUGUGGUCCGGGUUGUUCCUGCGGUACGGUGAUGAGCAUUUGAACACGAACGCCUCGGAGAAUCAGUUCCUGCGCAACAACCUUAAGCCGUACGUGUACUUCUUCGUUGCGUUCUUUGUCAACAUCACGCUGCAGCCCAACAUUAGCGACCAGUGGCUACCGCUUUCCGAAAUAACGGUCGUUGCCUUCGUGCUCACGUUUCUCACGAUGUUCGCCUUCAGCUACACUUCACGCGACCCCUUUCCGGACUAUCUGAUCCUGUUUUCCUUCGGACUAAACGUACUGGCCAAAUAUCCGUACGAGAUGGACGAUGUGGUGACGACGGGUUGGCGCUUCCUGGAUCUCAAGGUGCCCGGCUUUUCCACCUUCGUCAUCGGUAAUGGGAUCGAGUUUUGUUUGAAUUGCCGCGCGAUGCUGUACCUGCUGAUACCGGGAUUUUUCGUGUACAUCGCGCGGCGCAACAGCUGGCGCGGUAUCUAUCAGUACCUGAUUCCGCACUGUGUGACCCUGUCCUGGUUACAGCUCUGCAUCAUUAGCUCGCAGUCGGCCACCAUGUUUGGGCUGGUGCGGGGUGCCCUCGGUUUGGCCGGCCUUCUUCUGUUUCUACCCCUUUUCGGCAUCGUGACGCUGCUCAUUCCCGUGUUUGCCGUCAUCGAGUGGCUAUCGCUGACCGACUCGACCGUCCGCCUGUGGUCCUCUAUCACGGCUGCCAUAACGGCGGUGGCCAUUUCGAUCGCCGCCGCCAGUUCAAGGCGCACCGAGAAGUACAUCACUUUCCUGCAGAUCGCGGUUUGCGUUAUCGGAACCAUUUUUCUGACCCUCCCGCACAUGAUGUCCAAUUUCGAGACGAUCGGCACGGGUGACACCACGGGCGGUCUGUUCGAAGCAUCGUCCGAUGGCCACCGGGAAGCCGGACCGGACCACAGUGCACCACCGUCCAGCCUCGGGUGGGAUCUGUACUACAAAUUCUGCCACCAGCCGGCCUGGGACAGCGAGAACAAGGUGCGGACACAGCUACGGUGCACCAAUCUCGACGGCACGUUCGUGCGCUGGGAAGGAACGGUGGUGGACAUGGCGAUCGCAAGUCGCAAAAAUCUACGUGCCGAGCUGAUCGAGGGCUAUCUGCCAAAAUUUUUGGCCGAUCGCAUCAACUGUAUCUACGGUGAACCGAUCGAACCGGACUGCGGCAACCUGAACGGAUCGUCCGAGGGGGACUGCGAAAAUUUGCGACACUUUAUGCAGCGCCAACGGACGUGCCAUCUGAACAAGUGGAACACUUACGAGUACGAACUGAAGGUUCGUAUGACGACCGGGUUGUUGACGAAACCGGCCGAGAUUAUCCUGCGAGCUCAGCACACUUUCGGUAACUUUACACAAAGUCUCAACUACUCCGACCGCAUCUGGUUCGUGGGCGUGUUACGUGGGUCAACGCAAGCACUGUCCAGUGCGGGUAGCAGUGCAACCAGCGACCAGCAGUGGGAUGCUGGAGGUGCACUGAACAUCGGCGGGCCAAGCUUCGGUGUGCACGGUAUGCGUUUGGGGCGCAAACAUCCGCUCAUCGAACUGCAUUCGGUCGGCUGUAUUCAGUGUCGCAAUGCCGCCCUGAGGCCGGUACACCUCACCGAGGGCCUGAAGGUGAAUGGUCGCAUGAGGGAUUUGCUGCGCGGGCUAAAGUAUCUGCUGAAUGUAAUCUUCAACCCGGUGGUGAUCUUCAAGUAAUGCGCCGGUUGCCCGCGCCCUGGAACACCGUAAUCGUUGCUGGUCAUACCUUUACGCUCGCUAGUCGUCUUCUUCGAGUGCGACACACGUGUCGACAGUUUCGCCGCCUGUCGGCGCCCCCAAUG
Molecule: messenger RNA, 2834 nt
Organism: Anopheles cruzii
Lineage: Eukaryota; Metazoa; Arthropoda; Insecta; Diptera; Culicidae
Gene: wfs1
Product: wolframin
Exons: 3
Coding region: 1-2709 (902 amino acids)
Biological process (GO): endoplasmic reticulum unfolded protein response; calcium ion homeostasis
Cellular component (GO): endoplasmic reticulum membrane
Molecular function (GO): protein binding
Source: RefSeq, a predicted model, not a curated record